AUGAAUAAAAAAACUUAUCCAUCAGAUAUUCAAUUUGAAUUAGAUCCUUAUAAACGACCACAACAGAAAAUUGCUUUACUUUGUGGUUCACCAGGAGCUGGAAAAACAACUCUUGCACAUGUUGUGGCUCGACAUGCAGGAUAUAAUGUUAUUGAAAUGAAUGCAAGUGAUGAUCGAAGUGUAGAAUUAUUUCGUACAAGACUUGAAACAGCAACACAAAUGCGAGAACUAUUAAGUAAAGAUUAUAGACCAAAUUGUCUUCUAAUUGAUGAAAUUGAUGGAGCACCAGCGCCUUCAGUACAAUUACUUGUUGACUUAAUUACUCGCACACCAGUUGAUCAACAACAAGCAAGUAAUAAAACAAAGAAAAAUAAUUCAUUUGUCCUUCUUCGACCAGUUAUCUGUAUUUGUAAUGAUUUAUAUGUACCAGCUUUAAGACCUCUUCGUCAAAUAGCUCUUAUAUUGAAUUUUCCACGUAUUGAACAAACUGUACUUGCUAAACGUUUAUUAACAAUUUCCGAACAAUUGAAUAUUCAAAGUGAUUUAAUUACAUUGAAUAGUCUAUGUGCAAAAGCAGCAUGUGAUAUUCGAUCAUGUCUUCAUUUUAUGCAAUUUGUUGUUACUCAACAAAAUCGAAUAAUAACAAAAAAAAUGGUUGAAACUACAACCGUACUUGGAGUUAAAGAUGCUCAAAAAAGUUUAUUUGAAAUAUGGACUGAAAUCUUACAAGUACCACCAUCAAAGAAAACACAAUUAACACUUCAAUUGGAUGAUCCACUCAAACGUUCAGGCAAAGUACCAUUAACAAGACGUUUACAAUUACUCGAUUUAGUCUCAAGUAUAGGUAAUUAUGAUCGGAUCUACGAUGGUCUAUUCGAACAUUAUCUAACACUUCAUUUUCAUGAUCCUAAAUUAACUUCUAUCGAUUAUGCUAAUAGUUGGUUAUUAUUCUAUGAUAUAAUUAAUAAAGAAAUGUAUACUCAACAAAAUUAUUCAUUUUGGAAAUAUGCACCUUAUGUUGCUCUGGUAUUUCAUCUUUUAUUUAUAACACAUCGACCUAUUCAAAUGAAAUAUCCUCAAAAACAAUUUGAAAUGCAAAAUAAACUACGUACAAAUAUAACAACGAUUGAAACAAUGCUAAAUGAUAUACUACCUAAUCUUCGUCAAUAUCUUGAUAAAGAUAUUCUUAUUCUCGAUAUUCUUCCAUAUAUGCUUGAAAUUCUUCAACCACGUCUUCGACAAACAAAUAUUGCAUUAUUUACUAAUAAAGAAAUGCGAGAUAUAAAAACAUUAAUCGAUGUUAUGAUUACAUUUAAUUUAUCUUACAUUCAACAACGAACUGCAAAUGGUGAAAAUGUUCUUGUAUUUGAACCACCUGUUGAUACAGUUGCUUAUUUUUCUGGUACACAUGAAAAACGUGGUUUAUCAUUUGGUACACGUCAAAUGAUAUUUAAGGAAUUACUUAAAGAACGUGUUAAACGAAAUAUUCGUCUUAAAUCUGAUAAACAAGAAAUGUUGGUUUCAGUUAAACGUCCAGUUGAUUCAACGCCUAAACCAAAACCAUCUCAAAUUGAUAUGAUUAAAUUACAACCAAAGGUUAUCACUCCAAAUGAAACUAAUGUUACAAGAGAUUUUUUUGCUAAAUUUAAACUUGGUUCAAAAAAUCAACAAAUAACAUCAAAAUCAUUCGAUCAAGCUGAUUCAACUAAUAAACCAAUUGAACGGAAAGCAUUAAUUUCAUUUGCAUACAAUGAAGGUUUUUCGGAUGCUAUACGAUGUAAAAUUAAAAUUCAAGAUCUUCUCUAA
Molecule: messenger RNA, 1806 nt
Organism: Rotaria sp. Silwood1
Lineage: Eukaryota; Metazoa; Rotifera; Eurotatoria; Philodinida; Philodinidae
Source: the annotation of a GenBank genome assembly